Verticillium nonalfalfae is the source of this 2421-nucleotide messenger RNA. Its product is annotated as carbamoyl-phosphate synthase (glutamine-hydrolyzing) cpa2. Gene Ontology annotation, molecular function: aspartate carbamoyltransferase activity; ATP binding; zinc ion binding. Gene Ontology annotation, cellular component: cytoplasm; cytosol. Bases 1 to 2421 code for a protein of 806 amino acids. NCBI's taxonomy places the organism in Eukaryota, Fungi, Ascomycota, Sordariomycetes, Glomerellales, Plectosphaerellaceae. The record is from RefSeq and is a predicted model, not a curated record. Gene Ontology annotation, biological process: UTP biosynthetic process; L-citrulline biosynthetic process; 'de novo' pyrimidine nucleobase biosynthetic process. The transcript is spliced from 3 exons.
AUGCCGUCGGCCAUGGCUCGUUCCCUGGCCGGGCGAGCUCCGGCGGUCCUCCGACACGGUCGACGAAUGGCUCUGCCCGUCCGCAGCUUCACCAGUCUGACCGCCGCCUCCAAGAGCUUCACGCCAGCCCAGUCACAGCUUGCUCAGGCCAGGCUCAACCAGAAGCGUCUGUUUCAGUCCGCCGCCGUGCGCCUCAACGUUUCGCAGCAGGCUCCCAACCCCAAGGCGUACCUCGAGAGCGGAGUCAUCAAGCCCAAGGAGCUUGUUGACGUGAAGAAGGUCCUGGUCAUCGGCAGUGGCGGUCUCGCCAUUGGACAGGCUGGCGAGUUUGACUACUCAGGUUCGCAAGCUCUCAAGGCUCUCAAGGAGGCUGGCGUCGCCUCUGUCCUCAUCAACCCCAACAUCGCUACCAUUCAGACCAACCACUCCCUCGCCGACGAGGUGUACUAUCUGCCCGUCACCCCAGAAUACGUCACCUACGUGAUCGAGAAGGAGAAGCCCGAUGGUAUCUUCCUGUCCUUUGGCGGCCAGACGGCGCUCAACCUCGGUGUGCAGAUGCAGCGCCUCGGUCUCUUUGAGAAGUACGGCGUCAAGGUCCUUGGUACCAGUGUCAAGACGCUCGAGACGAGUGAGGAUCGUGACCUCUUUGCCCGUGCGCUUGGCGAGAUUGAUAUCCCCAUCGCCAAGUCCAUUGCCGUCGGCACCAUCGAGGAGGCCCUCGAUGCCGCCGAGAAGGUCGGAUACCCCAUCAUCGUCCGUGCCGCCUACGCCCUCGGUGGUCUGGGCUCGGGUUUCGCCAACAACGAGGAGGAGCUCAGGAAUAUGGCUGCUCGCUCCCUGACCCUGUCGCCCCAGAUCCUGGUCGAGAAGUCCCUGAAGGGCUGGAAGGAGGUCGAGUACGAGGUCGUUCGUGAUGCCAACAACAACUGCAUCACCGUGUGCAACAUGGAGAACUUUGACCCGCUCGGCAUCCACACAGGCGACUCCAUCGUCGUGGCCCCGAGUCAGACCCUGAGCGAUGAGGAGUACCACAUGCUGCGUUCGGCGGCCAUCAAGAUUGUCAGGCAUCUCGGUGUCGUGGGCGAGUGCAACGUCCAGUACGCCCUCCAGCCCGACGGCCUCGACUACCGUGUCAUUGAGGUCAACGCCCGUCUGUCGCGUUCGUCCGCCCUCGCCUCCAAGGCCACCGGCUACCCCCUCGCCUACACGGCCGCCAAGAUUGGUCUCGGCCACACCCUGCCCGAGCUCCCCAACGCCGUCACCAAGACGACGACGGCCAACUUUGAGCCCUCGCUCGACUACAUCGUCACCAAGAUUCCCCGAUGGGACUUGUCCAAGUUCCAGCACGUCAAGCGCGACAUUGGCAGCGCCAUGAAGUCCGUCGGUGAGGUCAUGGCCAUCGGCCGCACCUUCGAGGAGUCCUUCCAGAAGGCCAUCCGCCAGGUCGACCCCAAGUUCGCCGGCUUCCAGGGCGACCACUUUGAGGACCUCGACUUCGAGCUCCAGAACCCCACCGACCGCCGCUGGCUCGCCGUCGGCCAGGCCAUGCUCCACCACGACUACUCUGUCGACAAGGUCCACGACCUCACCAAGAUUGACAAGUGGUUCCUCUACAAGCUCGAAAACAUUGUCAACAUGACCCGCGAGCUCCAAGACGCCGGCGGCCUCAGCGCCCUCACCAAGGACCAGGUCCUCCAGGCCAAGAAGCUCGGUUUCUCCGACAGGCAGAUUGGCAACGCCGUCAAGAGCACCGAGGACGAGGUCCGCGCCGUCAGGAAGAACUUCGGCAUCCGCCCCUGGGUCAAGAAGAUCGACACCCUCGCCGCCGAGUUCCCCGCCGACACCAACUACCUGUACACCACCUACAACGCCUCGUCCCACGACGUCACCUUUGAGGACAAGGGCACCAUCAUCCUCGGCAGUGGUGUCUACCGUAUUGGCAGCUCCGUCGAGUUCGAUUGGUGCGCCGUCAGCGCCACCAACGCUGUCCGUGAGCUCGGCCAGAAGGCUGUGAUGAUCAACAAACGACUCAUUCUCAAGGCCGAAAACAACCAGAGUUGGCACUAUCGACAAGUGGCCGAAAACUACGCAGAGUACAUCGAGGCCUCCAAAGUCAGAGUGUACAGAUCACGGGCCAACAGACCGGGUCAACAUGCUCAGUAUCAAGCAAACAAGAUCACUAAGGCACUCACCGAGAAGACGUUCCACUGCGAUGUCUGUGACAUUCCCUUCGGCACGAAGCAGAGAUUGAGUGAUCAUCAAAAGACGCCCAAGCACCUCCGCAAGUCUGAGGAGGGAAACAAUCCCUUCGUCUGCCAGCCGUGCAAUCUCGGGUACCACAACAAGAGCAAUCUCACCCGCCACGAGAAGUCGGCUCGCCAUCAGCAGAACCUUGCUGCCUGGAAAGAGAACAACCCCUAA